Molecule: messenger RNA, 2281 nt
Organism: Hemicordylus capensis (graceful crag lizard)
Lineage: Eukaryota; Metazoa; Chordata; Lepidosauria; Squamata; Cordylidae
Gene: GTPBP4
Product: GTP binding protein 4
Exons: 17
Coding region: 397-2157 (586 amino acids)
Biological process (GO): ribosomal large subunit biogenesis
Cellular component (GO): nucleolus
Molecular function (GO): GTP binding; GTPase activity; RNA binding
Source: RefSeq, a predicted model, not a curated record
AGGAGCUCUUCUCCGUACUGAGGGAGGGGGCUUUCCUUGUGGAAUUCCUGCCUGCAGCGCAGCUGUUAGUGGCCUCGGGAGCUCUGUCCGAAGGAUAGGAAAGACAGGCCCCGUUUUCAGUGGACACUGUCAUUAAUCUGCUGUCGGCGUACACCAGAGCUGUGCAGCUUCAGACGUGGUCGAGCUACAGCGUCCACCAUCCCUGGCCAUUGGCCGCUGUGGCUGGAGAUGAGGGGAGAUUGGAAGCAGCUGGAAGGCUGGAGGUUGUUCAGCCCGGCUGAAUCGGGUUCCUUAUAGAGAUUGGACUUCAUAGAUUUGACGUUGUCAAAGACACAGCGAAAGACCCCUACAGUCAUUCAUAAACAUUAUCAAAUCCACCGCAUUCGUCAUUUUUACAUGAGAAAAGUGAAAUACACUCAACAAAAUUACCACGACAGACUUGCCCAGAUCAUAACAGACUUCCCAAAGCUAGAUGACAUCCAUCCGUUUUAUGCAGAUUUGAUGAAUAUUCUUUAUGACAAAGAUCAUUACAAGUUGGCUUUGGGACAAAUUAAUAUUGCCAAAAACCUGAUUGACAAUGUUGCUAAGGAUUAUGUACGACUGAUGAAAUAUGGGGAUUCCCUUUACCGAUGCAAACAGCUGAAGCGUGCAGCACUGGGGCGGAUGUGUACCAUAAUCAAAAGACAGAAGCAGAGCCUGGAGUACUUGGAACAAGUGCGUCAGCAUUUAUCUCGAUUGCCAACCAUUGAUCCGAACACGCGGACCCUCUUAUUGUGUGGAUAUCCAAAUGUUGGGAAAUCCAGCUUCAUAAAUAAGGUAACAAGAGCAGAUGUAGAAGUACAGCCAUAUGCCUUCACCACAAAAUCCCUGUUUGUAGGGCACAUGGAUUACAAGUACCUGCGCUGGCAGGUGGUGGACACCCCCGGUAUUCUGGAUCAUCCCCUGGAAGAGAGAAACACCAUUGAGAUGCAAGCAAUAACAGCCCUUGCUCAUCUUCGUGCUGCUGUGCUCUAUGUCAUGGAUAUAUCUGAACAGUGUGGGCAUAGCCUGGAAGAGCAGCUUGAACUUUUUGGGAACAUAAAGCCGCUAUUUGCUAAUAAGCCUUUAAUAAUUGUAGCAAAUAAAUGUGAUGUGAAGAGGAUUUCUGAACUUUCUGAGGAAAACCAGAAACUGAUUGCUGAUCUAGAAGCCGAUGGACUCCCUGUAAUAGAGACCAGCACCCUAACUGAAGAAGGAGUGAUGCAAGUUAAAACAGAAGCCUGUGACAGAUUGCUGGCCCAUCGUGUUGAUUUGAAAAUGAAAGGAAACAAGGUGAAUGAUGUCCUGAACAGGCUGCAUUUGGCUGUUCCAAGCAAGAGAGACAACAAGGAAAGACCACCGUUUAUUCCAGAGGGCGUUUUGCUGCGUAAAAAGCGUAUGGAGGUUGAUUUGCCUAAAAAGAAAUUGGAGAAAGAUCUUGAAAUGGAAAUGGGAGAGGACUAUGUUUUGGAUCUUCAGAAAUAUUGGGAUCUAAUGAAUUCAUCUGAAAAAUAUGAUAGGAUACCAGAAAUUUGGGAAGGUCAUAACAUAGCCGACUUUAUUGACUCAGAUAUCAUGAAGAAAUUGGAACAGUUGGAAGAGGAGGAAGAACUAAGGCAAGCGGCUGGAGAAUAUGACAGCUAUUCAGAAAGCGAAGAUGAAGAAAUGAGGGAUAUCAGACAAUUGGCACAGCAGAUUCGUGAGAAAAAGAAACUGAAGAUCCUGGAAUCCAAGGAGAAAGACACCCAGGGACCCAAGCUACCCAGAACAGCAAGAAAGGUCCAACGGAAGAAAUUAGAAAAGGAGAUGUCCGAUCUUGGACUUGACAUGACUGGCAAAGAUGAGGCACAUUAUGUAGCUCAAACAAGAUCCCGGAGUGUGACCCGAAAACGCAAACGAGAGGAAUCUGAAUCACGUAUGUCUAUUGCACGAAGUCGCAGCUCUUCCCGUACACCUCGUGAUGUAUCUGGUCUUCGAGAUGUCAAGAUGGUGAAGAAAACUAAAACCAUGAUGAAGAAAGCUCAGAAGAAAAUGAAUCGGUUGGGCAAGAAAGGCGAGGCAGAUAGGCAUGUAUUUGAUCUUAAACCCAAGCAUCUGUUUUCUGGCAAGAGGAAAUCUGGAACCACACAAAGAAGAUGAGUGGCUCAGAAGACAAGAAAUUGCAACUCUCUCCUCCUAAUACAAAUUCAAAAAUAUACAACCUCUUGUGUAACUUAUUUUUGGAUGCCAGGAACACAGACUAUAAAUAAAUCCUAAACCUGUA